GUGCUUUUGGUAGUGCUGUGUUGUACCGUCGCAAGGAAGAUGAAGUAAUGGUUAUCAUCAAGGAGAUCAACAUGCUGGAACUCUCAGCUUCUGAGCGUCAGAUGGCUCUCAACGAGGUUAAUGUUCUGGCAAUGUUGGACCAUCCUAACAUUAUCAGCUACAUGGACAGCUUCGAGAGGGACACAGUGUUGUGUAUAGAGAUGGAGUACGCUGAUGGUGGCAGCCUGGCUCAGUACCUCACACAGAGAGUCAAGCGUAUUGAUGAACUGGAGAUUCUUAUCUUGUUCCACCAGAUAGUCUCUGCUCUCUCUUACAUGCAUCAACACCACAUUCUACACAG
Cherax quadricarinatus is the source of this 340-nucleotide messenger RNA. The record is from RefSeq and is a predicted model, not a curated record. Lineage: Eukaryota; Metazoa; Arthropoda; Malacostraca; Decapoda; Parastacidae.